Cladocopium goreaui is the source of this 2648-nucleotide messenger RNA. The record is from the annotation of a GenBank genome assembly. NCBI's taxonomy places the organism in Eukaryota, Dinophyceae, Suessiales, Symbiodiniaceae.
GCGCUAUGAUGUCGAGAUCCCUUUCGGUGCCUAGCAGCAGCAGGGAUCAUGCAGCAGCUGAUGGAACUGGCACGAACCCGUUCUACAGUGAGCGGCUGCAGCAGGAGAUAGCGCUUCAUGAAAGAAGGCCAAAGCAUCUUCCUGCAGAUGAUGAAGGGCGAGUUCCGCCAGUGCAAGAUGGAAGGCCACCAACUGGGAAGGGUCGUGGCGGGGAUGGAACUGGUUUGUUUGCAACACCCCCAAGCCUGGAAAGACCUACAGUGUUUGGCCAGCAACCAACUGGGAUGCAAUCUCAAGGGGCUAUGCCAAUGGACGGGCCACUGCGUGGAAGAAUGGGUGAUCCGGGUUGGAAGCCCACAAAUGAAAAGUCUCUCUCACCCCAAGACGCGAAAAGUGCAUGGUUGGAGAGAGAGGUGAACUCUUUGAAAAAGGUUUUGGAAAAAGUAGCAACUGAUGGAAACAGUUUUGAAAUUUCCAAAGCAUGGCCAUUGAAAGAGGGUCAACAGUUUUGGUCGUCUGGAAUGCCACCGAUGCCUGUCGAAGCACCGUCACUGGAGCAGCGGCGUUUGUUGCAUGGUGAACUUGUUCAUGGAGAUCGGGCUUCUUUGCAGGGCGCUUCAACACUGCAUGGCACUGUGCUUGGUGAACCUCAACUUCAAGCUCGGGCUUUGCAUGGCGUUGGGCAGAGUGUGCAUGGCGAUGGAGCUCUUCAUGAUCGGGCAUUGCAUGGUGCUGCGCUUGGCGAUGGAGCUCUUCAUGGUCGGGCUUUGCAUGGCACGGUUCUUGGCGAUGGAGCUCUUCAAGGUCGGGCUUUGCAUGGCACGGUUCUUGGUGAUGGAGCACUUCAUGAUCGGGCUUUGCAUGGGCUACGGCGAUCCCUGGGCUUCAAGAUCCUCUUCAACAAGGGCAUCCUCUUCAAGGAGCACAAGGGCAAGGAACUAUGGGUGUUGCACCAAUGCCAACAUCAUGGGAAUCUGCUGGUGGAGGUAGUGGCGGAAAGUUGGAGUUGCCAACGUUGCCAAAUGGACGUGGAAAUCAAAAUGCAGCUGCAGCAAACAACAAAGCGGCUGUCAAGCAAGCUUCAGUUGGAAAAGGUCAUGAUGGUGGAGUUGCAAGCUCAACAACUGAUCAAACCUCUUCUAGUACAAGCGCUGAUGGUCCAGGACUGGGUGCUGAGAGACCACAUGUGCCAUCUCUACACAAAAGCUGGAGAAAAGAUUGAUGUGGAACUUCACAAUGGAUGUCCCUACGUUGCUCAUGAAUUUGGAGCAAAGCUGCUGACGGUGUUGGAACAGCAUCAAAUUCAACAAGAGCUGAAAAAGAUGACCUUGAAGUCUAUCUUGACAAGAGGGGCUGCCGGUCUUGGCAACAACAUGAGCAUUGAAAUGGCGAUGCUUGUCAAGCUCAAGGAGGUCAUGCCGACUUUGCCUGAAGAUUUGGCGUUGAAGCUGGUCCCAGAUCUUUCAGUGCUCACGGACCCAAACAUCGGCUUGAACAUUCCAUGGAAUCGCAGAAAGCGAAAAAGACUCAUGAUGGCAAAGAAUGUGAUCAUCCACAUGUACAGUGGACCUGAUGCUUCUUACUGGGAGCGGCGUUUGUCAAAUGAGCACACUGAGGUGCUGUGCGUGCACUUGGAAGCCUCAACACCUUCAAAUGCUUUGGAUGAAACAACCUUUGCGUUUUUGCUUUCCUUGUGCGCCAGCAAACGUGUUAAAGCUCUACUUGGUGGUCCUCCAUGCAGAACAACAAGUGCUCUCAGGUUUCAAAAAGAUGAUGGUCCACCAAUUCUUCGAACAGAAGAUCACCCAUAUGGUUUGCCAUCAUUGACUCCACAACAAGCUGAAUUGGUCACCAAUGACUCAAUUCUGUGGCUUCGGUUGAUGCUGAUGUACAUCCUCUGCGAAGAAGUGCGUCCAAAAGAACAAGCUCAAAGUGCAUUUCUUUGUGAACAGCCUCAAGACCCAGCGGAAUACCGCAAGAAGGAGGAUGUGGAUGAGCACCAGUACUUUUCAAUGUGGAGAACUCAGGAAUGGAAAAGCUUCCAAGAAGCCUACAACGCCAAGCUGAUCUCCUUUGAUCAAGGGCUGCAGUUGCUGAAGCAAUCAGCAGAUGGAUUCGCCGUGAAGCGCCUCCACGUGAAGGACCUGAAGAUCAUACUGGCGUUGUUUACGCCGAUGACGAUGUCCGACCUGUUGGUGAAGAUCACCCAUUGCCUGGCCUUGAUGACCCUGAACUCUCUGGUGAUCCUCAAGAACAACAACCUGGAGAUGGUCAACCACCUCAACAACAUGUUGAACGAGAUCAACAACAAGCGAGCCAUGAAGCUCAACAUGAACAAGGUCUUCCUGCAGGUGUUGCACAAGAUGAACCUGAUCCUCUCCAAGAAGAAUCGGCCCGAAGACCCUGAAAUACGUGCUGCUCAAGUGCGAAGCCAUGGCAGCAGAGAACGGGUUCAUGCUGGUGCAGCUUCUGCAAUGAGUUUUUUGGUGGGGCAGACUCUUUUGGCCGAAGCCGAAGCUUUGGAAAUCAAGGGAGAACAAGAUGAAGCGGAUCCACUUUGGAUUGCUGCGGUGGUUUUGAUGCCCUGGCUGCUGUUGCGCGGAUCUCCCAGAGCGCUGCUGCUGGCGAUGGCAUUGAGCAUGCGCUGA